GGGGGUCAGAGCAGACGCGCAGUGCGCUCUCAGGUUUGGAACACUCUCCAGUCCUCUCCGCUGCCAGGAGUCUCUUCACAACAAGCGGGGAAGCGAGCGGGAACCUGGUUAUUUUGGCCCGAGAGUAGGAGGAAAACCUGAGCGCGUCGAAGGAUAUUCGUAAUUAAAUCUGCUGCUUGGUUAAGAGUUCCUGUUUUGUUUUCUCUUUUCGCUGACUGCCCCUGUUGGUCUGCCUGUUUCCCUGCCAUGCGUCCCGUCUUCCUCUGUUGGACUUAAUGCUUUUAAACACUGAGCGUCACGUUUGUGGAGCUUUCAGCUGGGAUGUAGCGGAGGGCAGACCCACCUAAAGUCACUCCACAGGAAUACAGAGACGCUUUGUUUUUAAAGAGCUGCUUUUUAAAGUCUUCUGUUUUCUUGUGGGGUGUUUUUCUUUUCUUUUCUUGUUAAACCAGUUGCCUUAUCAUGACCCUCAUCUGGAGGUCAUAGCCGACCCGUCGUCCUCUCUCCCCUGCACAUCACUGCCCCUCUCCCCAAUGAUGACUAUGAGCUCCAUAUCAGACACUUUAGUAACGUCCGAUCCGUCCAAAUCUGCGUUUUUGGAGUUCGGUGGACACAGCUACCCUGGACACCCUGGACAUCAACAACCUUCGCCAGGCUUAUCCCACAACCAUUAUCCGGUCCACGGACUGCACGCUGUCGGGCCCUCGCAGCACGAUGGGCCUUUCUCCUCCGGUGCUUCCUCUUACGGUCGCCCGCUGGGAUACCCACCCUACCACAGUCCAGUGAGCGCGCAUCACCCCGGUGCCUACCUGCCUUAUCAGCACGGGGGUCACAGCGGCGCGCUCGGUCACACCAGACUAGAGGAUGCGGAGCAUGAGAAGCCCACAGCGGUGAUAGAAAAUGGAGAAGUGAGGCUCAAUGGAAAAGGGAAAAAGAUCAGGAAGCCUCGGACCAUCUACUCCAGCCUGCAGCUACAGGCACUCAACCAGCGCUUCCAGCAAACCCAGUACCUCGCCCUGCCCGAGAGGGCCGACCUGGCCGCCAAACUGGGCCUCACGCAGACACAGGUGAAAAUAUGGUUCCAAAAUAAACGAUCUAAAUACAAGAAGAUCAUGAAGAACGGGCCCUGUGGACCAGAGGGAGAACACCUUGCCCCUCCACCACCAGCCUCCUCCUCUCCGUGUUCUUUGUGGGAUAUCAGCAUGGCUGCCAAAGGUGCGCCGGUGCACUCAGGAGGAUAUGUGAACAAUUUUGGACACUGGUAUCCCGGACACCAGCAGGAACCCAUGCCAAGAACUCAGAUGAUGUGACAGACGGGGAGAUGUGACGCUUCCGGGACAAAUUGCGGAAUUAUUCCGGCAGGCUGACUGAAGCUAUAUGAGACAAGGACAUUGUUUAAAGUCUGAGCCACUCUGGAGGCAAAAAUAUAAGCAGCAGCUCUGCAAUAAAACUAAAGUGGACAGAUACAGGGGAAACUGCUAAAAUAGCUGUAAAAUACACAAUAUUAUAACAGAAAGAAAUACUACAAUCAGAACAAUUUUCAGACGAGUUGAAUUUAUUAUUAGCUGUUAGCGGUGUGUUGAUGAUGUCUGAUAAACCUUGGAAUAAGGGAUCGACAAAGUGGCUCAGGUCUCAUUUGUAAAAUAUAACUAGCAAGAUAUGAAUAUUGAUAAACUUCUCCGAGACUCAGCUAUGAGGAGUGAAUCAUCAGAUCUACCAGGCUGAGCAGUAAGUGUUCGGUACUUACACAAAGCCAUAGCACUGUGUAUACCUGUUUGAAGUGUUUCACUGUCAUGUUUUUGGUGUUUACUUUGCCAGUUGCCUAAUAUCAAACUCCGCAUGUCCGACUCCGAUUCAAAGCGAGACUGCAUUUGUACUGGUGACCACAGGUCCAGGAAGUCUCAGUUACAGUAUAAAUAUGGUAAAUGUCAAAUGUAGCUUUACAGUAGCAGUAGAACUCAGCUUUUCAUUUGUACGAGGAGGAAUUUAGCUUUAAAUAUAUUUUUUUAAAAAUAACCUUACCUAAGUUAAAAAAAAAAGCCUAGUUCUGCCUCCAGAGCAGCUCUGCCUGCUAAAACAUUUUGAUAAAGCUACAAGUUAACGCUAUAACUCAAAGCUAAUGCCAACACUGCUUCUGGACAUUUCAGGAGGCUUCUCUUUCUCUUUGCCUUUUAUUUGCGUUUACACUUGGGCAGGUACAUGUGUAAAAAGAGGGCGUCCUCGUAAAUGUUUUUUAAUGAACACUUUGGUUUUUUAAUGUUAAAGACAGAUCAAAUUAAAAUGCAGAUGAAAACAAACGUUCUUGUGAUGCUGACAUUUGUGUGUUUGUGUUCUGUGUAGGAUCCAGUGCAAAAGGCAAAUAUAAAAAAAAGUACUAAUAGCACUUAUAUAGUAUAUAGUGUCAGUAUAAACAGUCAUUUUACUGUGUUUCUCAAACCCUUUCAUUUCUUUUCUUUUUUUUUUUGGCUCACUGUUUUUUCAUUUUUAUAAUCCACAUAAGUAAAAAAUUGACUAAAUUAAAAUAAUUGGGCUUCAUGCUCCUCUCCAUUCAACUCAUUGUUCACUUCUUUCCUCAGAAAGCUUUAGUGGGAUUGGGGUGUUUGGUGGAAAAUAACAGGCUGAUUUACAUUUUUAUGAACUUUUCAUUUUAUUUCUGCAAUGAAUUACAAAGACCGUCUCCAUAAGUUUCAACUUUAAAUUCCAAACUUUUUUUUUUCAACUCAACGACCUCUUAAAAUCCCAAAUUAACAUUUUGCCAAUAGAAGAUUUAGGUCAGCCUUUGUUAUCUGAAAUAAAUCAAACCUAGUGAUCGCUGAUUUUGUUUAUUUAACUUAAAUUCAAAGGUGGACGUAAUUUGUCUUUGCACCUUUAAUAGAAUAUCGAAUUCUGGCGACAGUAACUUGUUGCUAAAAUAACACAUCCCCUCCUCAGUUUAAGUUCUUUGUGCGUCCCUGUGGCCCAAAGCCAUUUUCUUUAAAGUCGUAAAUCAGAAGAAGCAAGUCACGUCUUUCACCCCUGCAAACAUCUGGAAAUGCAAAAAGAGUCGUCAAACAUUGUCAAUGAUUUUAUAAAAUGACCACGUCAAUUAUAGGUAAUUUAGAACACAGCUUGUUAAAUAAAGCUUUCACUCUGACGCUGUAAUUAUCUGUAAUUGUCAGUCAAGGGAAUAUCCUUCUGCCUCCAGCCCUUGAGGGAGAAGUCUAGGAAGUAGUGGACUGCAUCAAACUGGAUUACUGAUGCCUAAUCCUUUCACAUCAAAUUGAUUAGCUGAAUGUUUUUUGAAGAUUUGCAUGAAAACAUUAGUUUCAUGUUUUCUUCGGACCAGAAAAAGCAAUUCGCUACAGUACCGUCAUAAACUUCCUAAGUUCUUAGUUUGUUUGCAUAUUUCUCACACGUUUCAGAUCAUCAAAUACAUUUUAAUAUUAGACGAAGUAAGAUGAAGAAAUACUGUAGAAGUUUCAUUUAUAACGAGAAAUAAACUACAAACUUAUCUGGCCCUGUGUGGAAAAACUAACUACCCUCUCUGUUGAAUUAUUAAUUAACUGAGAUAAAUAACAUUUUUUUGGAAUGCUGAAUUUAAUUUCACUAGCCUCACUAUUUACUGCCAGAUAUGCUGAAUGAAGAAAUCUCUUAAAUAAAACCUGUCUGACAAAAGCUAAACAAUUUCAUAAAGCAACUCAUCAUUCCACGAUCUAGAAGACAAAACCUAAGAACAACUGAGAAACAACGUCUACCAGUCAUCUAUCAUUCUGGAAGCAGCUGGAAAGCUAUUUCUAAGGCUUUGGACUCCAGUAAACUAUGGUCAUUAUGGACUAUGGACAAAACUUGCAACAGUGCUGAACCUUCGCAGUAGUGGCCGGCCGACCAAAAUAGUCCCAAGAGCGCAUUGGUGAUUCAUCCAGGAGGUCACAAAAGGACCCAGAACAACAUCUAAAGAACUGCAGGUCUCACUUGUCCCAGUUAAGAUCUGUUUUCAUGACUCUGCAAUAAGGAGACUGGGCAAAAAUGGCAGCCAUGGGAAAGAUCCAAGGAAAAAACACUGCUGGCCAAAGUCUUGAUGAUUCCCAAGACUUUGAGGCUGCUUCACUGCUUUAGUGCCUGGAUGACUUUCCGUAACUAAUGGAACUAUGAAUUCUGCUCUGUAGCAGAAAACCCUGAAGAAAAAUGUCCGACCAUCAUUUUGUGCCCUGAAACUCAAGUGCACGCAGGUUAUGCAGCAGGAUGUUGAUCUGAAACACACCAGUAAGUCCAACUCUGAUUGGUUGCCUAGUCAAAGUCAGGACUUAAAUUAGAUUCAGAUGCUUUGAUGUUAUAACCUUAAACUGGCUGUUUGUGAUGAACAGUGUGAUUGAAUUAAAAAAGAGAGGACCAAAAUUCCUCCACAGAGAUGUGACUCCUUGCCAGUUAUCGCAAGCACUUGAUUGCAGUUUUUGCCGCCAAGGGUGUUACAAGCAGUUAUUACGUUUAGGGGGCAAUUACAUUUUUUUCACAUACAGUAAGGCCAGGUAGGGUUUUAUCCUUUCAUAAAUUAAAUUAUCACUUAAGAACUGCAUUUUUGUAUUUACUCAAGUUAUUUUUAUCAAAUACUAAAAAUGUUUUUGCAAACAAUAUGCAAAAAAUCAAGAAGACAGGAAGAGGCAUUAUGAGGUAGUACAUUUCAUUGUUGUAACAUAGUAAUUCAAUUGGCCAAAUUCAGUCCAAUGCAAGUUUAUUUACUGUAUGAAAUGCCUGUUCACAACAACAAUCCUCUCAAGGGUCUUCAUAUAGUAAAGACCCAACAUUAUUAAAUUAGGAGAACUCCAAUGAGCUCACAGUCCUCUGUGAGCACUUGGUGAUGGUGGGAAAGAAGAACUCCCUUUUAACAGGAAGACAUGUCAGGAAGAGGCAGCUACAGUA
This is a messenger RNA of Oreochromis niloticus (Nile tilapia), 4896 nucleotides long. Its product is annotated as homeobox protein Dlx4a. The record is from RefSeq and is a predicted model, not a curated record. Gene Ontology annotation, biological process: embryo development; cell differentiation; regulation of transcription by RNA polymerase II. Lineage: Eukaryota; Metazoa; Chordata; Actinopteri; Cichliformes; Cichlidae. Gene Ontology annotation, molecular function: RNA polymerase II cis-regulatory region sequence-specific DNA binding; DNA-binding transcription factor activity, RNA polymerase II-specific. The coding region runs from base 534 to 1310 and encodes 258 amino acids. The transcript is spliced from 3 exons.